CGCGUGUUAGGAUUUCAUUGGGUACUUAUUUUUCUAAUAUUCCCUGGGAAUUUCUAUUUUCUUUCUAAGAAAUUGGAGUCGCAAAAAGAAAAGAAAUUCCAAAUUCUUUUUUCCUGCUUAAAAUCCUAACAGAAAAAGCAAAAACCCGCGAUUCGUUGAUUCGUUCAUACAAAAAUUGACAAUUAUUGAUUUAUUAAAUAAUAAUAAAAAAUAGAAAGAGAAAGAAGAGAGAGAAGGGCAAAGAAUUCGUUGGAUUUUGACGACUUUGGAAGGAUCGAUUACAUAUUUUAUUUAUUUAUUUUAUAUUUUGUGAAAUUGAAAUUAUUAAAGGAAUGAUGAAAGUUUGAUUUUUUUUUUUUUUGGGUUACUUUCACCUGGCUUCUCAAUCCUGCCGGAAGUUUGACCGGUGGCGAGAUUCCGAUUGAUUUGCGUUAGGAGAAUAGGGUUAGGGUUACAUAAAUUACGAUAAUAAUCAAAGAAGGAGGAGACAGACAAAGAAAAGAAGAGAAGAUGGUGAAUGCGAUGGUGGAACGAGCUACGAGCGACAUGCUCAUCGGUCCGGAUUGGGCUAUGAAUAUUGAGAUCUGCGAUAUGUGCAAUCAUGAUCCUGCGCAAGCAAAGGAUGUUGUGAAAGGCCUUAAAAAGCGCCUCGGUAGUAAGAAUCCAAAAGUCCAGCUCCUUGCCUUAACGCUUCUAGAGACAAUUGUCAAGAACUGUGGUGAUAUUGUCCAUAUGCAUGUUGCUGAGAAAGAUCUGCUUCACGAGAUGGUGAAGAUUGUUAAAAAGAAGCCUGACUUUCAUGUCAAGGAGAAAAUAUUAAUUCUCAUUGAUACAUGGCAAGAAGCCUUUGGAGGACCAAGGGCAAGGUAUCCGCAAUAUUUUGCAGCAUAUCAGGAAUUAUUGCGACUUGGAGCUGUUUUCCCUCAGAGAUCUGAAAGAUCAGCACCUGUGUUCACACCCCCUCAAACACAGCCCCUGUCAUCUAUUCCCCAAAAUCUCCGAAACGCAGAGGCUAGGCAGGAAGCUGCUGAGUCUUCAACUGAGGCUGAAUAUCCUACUUUAAGUCUGACCGAAAUUCAAAAUGCUCGUGGCAUAAUGGAUGUCCUUGCAGAGAUGCUGAAUGCUUUAGAUCCAGAAAACAAAGAGGGGCUUCGACAGGAGGUUAUUGUUGAUUUGGUCGAUCAAUGCCGUACAUACAAGCAAAGAGUCGUACAUCUUGUUAACUCAACUGCAGAUGAAUCAUUAUUAUGUCAAGGAUUAGCCCUGAAUGAUGACUUGCAACGUGUGCUGGCCAAGCAUGAAGCAAUUGCAUCGGGAAAAUCUGUUCAAAUAGAGAAACCUAAGUCUGAACCUGGUAAAAUUAUCAAUAAUGAUUCUCCACUAAUUGAUACUGGGGAUACAAAGCAGCCAGAGCAAAGUUCAUCCAAUGCUGAUGGAUUGACCCAGUUAGCCCUACCUGCCCCUCCAACUGCUAACGGUCCAUCAUCAACCCCAACCAAGGCUAGUCCGAAAUUCGAUCUUUUGAGUGGAGAUGAUUUUGGCUCGCCUGCUGAGAACUCGAUGGCACUUGUUCCUGUAACUGUAGGUGAACCUCAGCCUGCAAGCCCUGUUGCUUCUCAACAAAAUGCCCUGGCUCUUGUUGAUAUGUUCACACAAAGUAAUAAUGGUCAUGCAACACCUGCUGGACAAACAUAUCCCACCUCCCCUCAAUUUCAGCAGCAACCGAAUCUCCAAAUUACUCAACAAUCGAUCUACGCAAAUGGAAAUGUUCCUGGUGGUGUUGUAUCCCAAUAUCAACAGUCUGUAUAUACUCAAGGGCCAAACUCUGCUUGGAAUAGUCCAAUAGCUCAGCCUGCACAGCAGCCUACUUCACCAGUUUAUGGUGAUCAACCUGGUGCUUCAUUUCCUCCUCCUCCAUGGGAGGCUCAGGCAACAGAUAGCAACCAGUUUGCUAGUGUUCCUCAACAAGUCACACAGGUGGUUAUAACCCAUUCUCAACCAUUAUCUAGUGGCAUUGGGGUGAAUGAUCAGGUUGGUGGUAUUUAUAUUCAGCCUGUCAAUGGUGUCCAGCUUCCAGCUAUGAACCAGCUGGCUAUGCAACAGCCCCAGCAGUUUGUUGGCAUGCAACCCAAUCAAUAUCUACAAAUGCAACAGCAACAGCUACAGCAACAGAUGCUAGGGGGGCAAUCAAUGGGUAUGUAUCCCCAACCGAUGCAUUCUGGCCAGGUGGCUUAUAUGUAUCCUCAACAAGCAUAUGGCAACCAAAUGGGUGGUUAUGGCUAUGGUUAUGGGCAACAACAAAAUGCGCAGUUUCUUGAUCAAAGAAUGUCUGGGCUGUCUGUGAGGGAUGACAGUACUAUCUUGGCCGGUUCAGCCCGACCAGGGUCCAACCCAUCAUAUGUGCACGUGCCAUCUGGAAAGCCGUCAAAGCCAGAAGACAAGUUAUUUGGAGAUCUAGUGGACUUGAACAAAUUCAAGCCAUCAAAAACCGCUUCUGGAAGGGCUGGUAGCAUGUGAUUUGGGGUUGGUUUUUACAUAUUUCAUCAUUCAGUUUGCUAACUUUUUCGUCAAUCCAUUUUUCUUUUCUUUUAAUUUCUUUGUUCUUCUUUAGAUUUUAUCGUUACAGAUACAUAUUACAUUUUGUUCUAUAUGCUUACUAGCUUUUGCCUAUAUGAUUUUUGUACAUUGAUUGUAGAGAGAACAAAGAAAGAAAUGGAAACUUCUUUUGAUCUUUAUCAAGGGUGAAUAUAAUAUCGAUUAUUGCUUUAUUUUGGUACAAA
Oldenlandia corymbosa var. corymbosa is the source of this 2780-nucleotide messenger RNA. The record is from the annotation of a GenBank genome assembly. Lineage: Eukaryota; Viridiplantae; Streptophyta; Magnoliopsida; Gentianales; Rubiaceae.